AUGGAGAAGGACACGGCGGCGAAGGCGACGGCGACUGCGGCGGCGGCGGCGGCGUCGAGGGUGUGCCGGCGGUGCAAGGCGAAGUACUUCCCAUCGGACAACACGCCGCAGUCCUGCAGGUUCCACCCUUCCUUCUUCGUCUGCCGCCGCCACGACGACCAGAAGAGGUACUACGAGCUUAAGGACGGGGACCCGCCCUACGCCGCCAGGUUCUACGACUGCUGCGGCGCCGAGGACCCCGACGCUGCCGGCUGCGCCACCGCCUCCCAUCUCUCCUACGACGACCCGGAGUAG
This is a messenger RNA of Lolium rigidum, 294 nucleotides long. RefSeq lists its product as uncharacterized. The record is from RefSeq and is a predicted model, not a curated record. NCBI's taxonomy places the organism in Eukaryota, Viridiplantae, Streptophyta, Magnoliopsida, Poales, Poaceae. The coding region runs from base 1 to 294 and encodes 97 amino acids. The transcript is spliced from 2 exons.